UUCACAUUUUUUUUACUUAUAUUCAACACCCACAAAAAAAGAAGAUGGUUUUUCAAGAAAAGAUGAAAACUUUGUUUAACAAUAGAUGGCUAGUGUUUGUUGCAUCAAUGUGGGUACAAUCUUGUUCAGGAAUUGGAUACAUGUUUGGUAGUAUAUCACCAGUGAUCAAGAAAAACAUGGGUUAUAAUCAAAGACAAAUUGCUAUGUUGGGUGUGGCUAAAGAUAUUGGUGAUGCUAUUGGUUUCAUUGCUGGUAGUUUAUGUGAAGUUGCACCAAUUUGGGUUGUUCUUUUUAUUGGUGUUGUUCAAAAUUUUGUUGGAUAUGGUUUAGUUUGGCUUACAACCAAACAUACUUUGCCCAAGUUGCCUCUAUGGGUGCUAUGUGUUUGCAUAUUCGUGGGAACAAAUGGGGAGACCUACUUCAACACUGGAGCUCUUGUAUCCGGAGUUCAAAACUUUCCUAAAUACCGUGGUCCAGUUGUAGGGAUACUAAAGGGUUUUGCAGGCUUGAGUGGUGCAAUAUUAACGCAAGUUUACACCAUCUUCAAUUUUCCUGAUCAAGCUUCAGUCAUUUUUGUGGUUGCAGUGGGACCGACAAUCGUAAUUUCUUCCCUAAUGUUCUUAAUUAGACCCGUUGGAGGUCAUAGACAAACAAGACGAUCCGAUAGCACAAGUUUUUAUUAUCUUUAUGGCGUUUGCCUCAUUCUUGCAGCAUAUCUUCUAGGAGUUUUGAUACUGCAAGAUGUGACUGAUUUGAACCAAACAACUAUCACUUGGCUCACAAUCGGGCUCUUAGUUCUCGUGCUGCUCCCCAUUGCAAUUCCUAUUUUUUUGGUUUUUUUCUCGUCUUCAAGAUCUGAGAAUCAUUUGGAGGAAACCCUUCUAAGUGAAAACCAAAAGCAAGACAAUGAAAUGUUUAUGAGUGAGGUAGAAGACGAGAAGGGUUCACAAGUAGACUUGCUUCCAGCUGAUGAAAGGCAAAAACGAAUGAACAAUUUGCAUGCAAAAUUGGUGCAAGCUGCAGCUGAUGGAGCUGUCAGGGUGAAGCGCAAGAAAGGUCCACGAAGAGGAGAAGAUUUUACUCUGAUGCAAGCGUUGGUGAAAGCCGAUUUCUUGUUAAUGUUUUUUUCUUUGGUGUUGGCUUCAGGAUCAGGUUUGACCAUAAUUGAUAACCUUGGUCAAAUGUGUCAAUCUCUUGGGUAUGAAAAUCCUCAUGUUUUUGUUUCCAUGAUUAGCAUUUGGAACUUUCUUGGUCGUGUUGGUGGUGGAUACUUCUCUGAGCUUAUUGUAAGAAAAUAUGCAUACCCGAGACCAGUGGCAAUGGCUGGGGUUCAAGUCGUAAUGGCAGGUUCACUUCUGUACUAUGCUCUCGGUGCACCAGGUGCAAUCUAUGUUGUUUCGGUCGUGAUGGGCCUCUGUUAUGGAGCCCAUUGGGCCAUCGUUCCCUCUGCAGCCUCAGAGUUAUUCGGGUUAAAGAGUUUUGGUGCUAUUUAUAACUUUCUUACUCUUGCAAGCCCAACUGGUUCUCUGAUAUUUUCUGGUGUAAUUGCUAGUGGGAUUUACGACUAUGAAGCAAAGAAACAAAAGUCACUAGAAAAUCAAAUCUUUCAUGAAAACCAAGAGCUCACUUGCUACGGCAUCAUAUGUUAUUCCUUCACUUGUGGGAUAUUAUCGGCCCUUUGCAUAAUUGCAUUUCUGUUAAGUAUGAUAGUUGUCUAUAGAACCAAAAGAGUCUAUGCACAACUUUAUGGAAAUUUGCUUAGUUAAAUCCAAGAGUAGGGUGUAUUGUCAAUGUGUUCCCGAGUUUUGCGAUGGAUGUUCAGAAUUGCUUUGGUUCUCGAGAUCGGAAGAUAUCGACAUUGAUAAGAUUGAGAAAUGGUGUUGAUUCAGGCUUCAUAUUGAAGAACAUAUUAUUUGGUUUUAUGUAUAUUUGAGUCAUGUAAAGUUCAAAUCUAUUGGAGCUUGGGUUCUAUGCAAGUAGCAAAAUGAUUAAUAAAUCUAUGUUACCAUAUCGUUUAUAUA
This is a messenger RNA of Erigeron canadensis, 2021 nucleotides long. Its product is annotated as protein NUCLEAR FUSION DEFECTIVE 4-like. Bases 45 to 1766 code for a protein of 573 amino acids. The transcript has 3 exons. Lineage: Eukaryota; Viridiplantae; Streptophyta; Magnoliopsida; Asterales; Asteraceae. Gene Ontology annotation, cellular component: membrane. The record is from RefSeq and is a predicted model, not a curated record.